Aspergillus clavatus NRRL 1 is the source of this 312-nucleotide messenger RNA. RefSeq lists its product as uncharacterized. Bases 1 to 312 code for a protein of 103 amino acids. NCBI's taxonomy places the organism in Eukaryota, Fungi, Ascomycota, Eurotiomycetes, Eurotiales, Aspergillaceae. The record is from RefSeq and is a predicted model, not a curated record. The transcript is spliced from 2 exons.
AUGGACAGGUCUCGACCUUACAUCGUCAACUGGCUCGAGCGCUAUCCGAUUAUCAAGCGAGAACUUUUGGAAUUCUCGGCCGUAAAUGGCGAUCGUAUGGAGGUAUAUUUCGUCCAGUUCCUCCGUUUCCGAGUCCGGGCUCCUUGUGGUAGUGAAAAUGUUAGCGAUUCUCGCCUCGUUGUGCUCAAGAGGACUCGGAAGAAGUACGUCAUUUCGUCUCGCAAUUUCUCACUUUUUGACGACGAUGCUGUCCCAGUCUAUAUGACCACAGGCAAAUGCGGGACGGCAAUGGCGAAGAAGCACGUAUAUUGA